Molecule: messenger RNA, 1254 nt
Organism: Quercus lobata
Lineage: Eukaryota; Viridiplantae; Streptophyta; Magnoliopsida; Fagales; Fagaceae
Exons: 3
Coding region: 1-1254 (417 amino acids)
Molecular function (GO): nucleic acid binding; RNA-DNA hybrid ribonuclease activity
Source: RefSeq, a predicted model, not a curated record
AUGGUAGAGAAGGAUCAAGAGAAGACCGCCUUCAUUACUAGCCAGGGUCUCUACUACUACAGGGUUAUGCCUUUUGGUUUGAAGAAUGCGGGAGCCACAUACCAGAGAUUGGCUUUCGUCUGGACGGAUGAGUGCGAAGCAGCAUUCCAGGAGCUAAAGUGUUACCUAAGCAACCCCUCAUUCUUGAGCCUGUCCAAGGAGGGAGAAGACCUGUUCCUGUACUUAACCAUGUCUGCAACCGCGGUGAGCGCAGCCUUGAUCAGGGAAGAAAAUAAGAUACAUUGUCCAGUGUAUUACAUCAACCAGGCCUUCCAAGGAGCUAAAGCCCGAUACCCGCGAAUAGAGAAGAUCACCUUUGCUUUAAUAGUGGCCUUUAGAAAGUUUCGUCCAUUCUUUCAGGUUAACCCGAUCAUAGUAAUGAUGGACCAGGCCAUUAAGAAAGCAAUGAAUAAACCUGAGGCCACUAGACGAAUGAAGAGAGGCGGUGCGGCCAUUGUCAUCACUUCCCCUAAGGGGGAAAUUUUGAAAUAUGGAGUUCAACUUAAAUUUCAUGUAACCAACAACGAAGCAGAGUACGAGGCUAUACUGGUGGGGCCGAGGAUAGCCCAGACACUUGGAGCUAAAAAUGCUUUGCUAAGGAGUGAUUCACAGCUCAUCAUAGGGCAAGUCAAGGGAGAUUUCGAAGUAAAGGAGACAAGAAUGCAGAGAUACCUCAAUUUGAUGAACCGAUUGGUAAGCAACUUUGAUCGAGUAGAAUUUACUCAGGUCCCACAAGAUCAAAAUGUAGAAGCUGACAAAGUGGCCAAGAGUGCGUCAACAGAUAAUCAGGCAAAUGUAACUGAUUGGAAAUUGGAAGAACAGAACUCUCCUAGCAUCGAAAAAUUUCAGACCUUCAAGGUGCACACCCACGCAGGAUGGACGAGCCCAAUCCUAUCCUAUCUUAAGGAUGGACGAUUGCCACCAAAUCCUGAGGAAGCUAAGAAGAUCCAGAAAUGGGCUGCCCGAUUCACGAUGCUGAAUGAUGAGCUUUACAAAAGAGGCUUUUCACAACUUUACUUGAGGUGUGUUGAAGAAAAAGAAGCCAAGUAUGUUUUGGAAAAGGUUCACAGGGGCAUUUGCAGUGAUCACAUGGGAGCAAAGUCCCUCGUAAGAAAGAUCAUGAGGGCAGGCUACUUUUGGCCCACAAUGCAACAAGAUGCAGUGGAUUUCGUCAAGAAAUGUGACAGCUGCCAAAGGUAUAGGAACGUCCAGUGA